AUGACUUCUGACGCUUGCCAGCCAGACUCGCCCCCGCCCGCUUCGGAGGAAGGCGUCCCUCGCACGAUUCUACAGUUCAAGAAGUAUUUUGCCGAUGCUCGCUUCCAUCAGACUUUCCAGCUUCCUGCCGAUCCCUCUCGUGGUCGUCAUGCGCCCUUCGCCGUCAAAUAUGCCGACUUUGGCUUCCACCAGCGCAGCGGAGCCUCCCAGGAGCAACGGGUAGAAGAGGGGAAGGACGAUCGCGACAAGAACGAAGGGGACAAGAAAGAGAAAAUGGACGAGGAAGAAAAUGUGCUGUUGUUCUUCGGCCCGCUGCUGGCGACGAGGAUGUUACACGUCACCAAGGACGCCAUGGCCAAGAGACAUCACGUUCGCAUCGUGAACCUGGACCGGCCCGGUAUUGGGGGCACAGACGCAGUGCCGGCCGAUAAGCUCCUCGAGACCUGGCGAGACGUCAUCCCGGCCCUCUUGCAGCACCUGGGCAUUCGCCAUGUUUCCAUCGUCUGCCAGAGCGGCGGCAUCAUUUACGCCCUGGAUGCUAUCUUGCACAACCCGCAGAUCCUGCACCCGUCCCGGCCGUACCUCGCCAUGGGCGGUCCCUGGGUGCACCCGUCGCACACCUCAGUCUCCACCAUGGGCUUCGUCAGUGGCCUGCCCAUCUCGCUGCUCGGCCAGACCGACAAGUUGGCCAGCUUCAUCAACGCCCGUGUAAUUCCCCUCAUGGGCUCCAGCAUCAACCUCUUCGACAAGGCGAAGCGGUGGGUCCUGGGCGACCUGGUGGCGAACCAUCCUCCCGGAGCCGGGAACGACACGGCCGAGGCGCGCUUCGAGGAGAGCUCUACCAUGACCAUGUUCCAGGCCGUCUUUGCCGAGGGUGUGGUUGGCAUCUCGGAGGAGGCGAAACUGCUGCUGCGACGUGUCGACGGCGCCGUGGGCUGGUCCGACUGGGGAGACGUUGACGCUGCGGUGCCACGGCUGGUGCCUGCGCUGAGGGACGCUGGUAUCACGGCCCAGCUGCGCGUCGACAUCUUCUUCGCCGCCAAGGACAGCAUGAUCGGAAAUGUAGGAAGCAAGGGGCCGUGCUGGCUGGAGGAAUGCUUCCGGCGGGAAGAGAGGGGAGGCGGUCAUGGGGGGCUCAAGGUGAGUUGCGCAACAAUGGAGAGCGCAGAGCACGACACGGUGCUGGAUAUGCGGUGGGAUGCGAUGGAGCAGAUAUUGAAGACCAUUGCCGCAAAGGGCCGAGGCAGCGUGUUGUGA
Drechmeria coniospora is the source of this 1257-nucleotide messenger RNA. RefSeq lists its product as uncharacterized. The coding region runs from base 1 to 1257 and encodes 418 amino acids. The transcript is spliced from 2 exons. Lineage: Eukaryota; Fungi; Ascomycota; Sordariomycetes; Hypocreales; Ophiocordycipitaceae. The record is from RefSeq and is a predicted model, not a curated record.